AGCAGAUCAGUCUCAAACAGAGAGCAAAAAUGGAAAAUGGCCAUGGCAAUCUCUGCGAAAUGGUUUGCUUUCAUUCUCCUUUCUUUCUGCAUUGUGCUUCAUAUGAGUACAAUUGCUCUUGGUGAUGACAAGGUUGACAAAGCUAGAUUUCGAGAUGACAAUUGUAGAUGGGGUCCAAGGCGUUGUGGUGGCCGAUUUAGUGGUCGUGGCCCGUCGUUUGGUGGUGGACGUGGAGGAGGUGGUGGUGGUGGGAUUGGAGGUGGUUCGGGUCAUGGUGGGGGAUUUGGAGCAGGAGGUGGAGUCGGAGUUGGUGCUGGAGGAGGUGUCGGGGGUGGUGGUGGAGGUGGAGGUGUUGGGGGUGGAGGAGUUGGUGGUGGUGGUUCAGGUCAUGGUGGGGGCUUUGGAGCUGGAGGAGGUGUAAGUGGCGGAAUUGGUGGGGCUGUAGGAGGUGGUGGCGGAGGAGGUGGUGGUGGUGGUGGCUUGUGGGUCUGGUCAUGGUGGAGGUUUUGGAGUUGGUGGUGGUGCAAAUGGUGGUCGAGGAGUAGGAGGUCAUGGUGGAGGAUUCGGAGUUGGAAUUGGAAUUGGUGUUGGAGUUGGAGUUGGCGCUGGUGCUGGCGCUGGCCAAGGCUCAGUCACUGGUUCUGGUAG
Molecule: messenger RNA, 648 nt
Organism: Theobroma umbraticum
Lineage: Eukaryota; Viridiplantae; Streptophyta; Magnoliopsida; Malvales; Malvaceae
Source: RefSeq, a predicted model, not a curated record